Molecule: messenger RNA, 2749 nt
Organism: Aphanomyces invadans
Lineage: Eukaryota; Oomycota; Saprolegniomycetes; Saprolegniales; Verrucalvaceae
Exons: 3
Coding region: 74-1783 (569 amino acids)
Source: RefSeq, a predicted model, not a curated record
GCACGGUGUAACACACCCACGACGGUUCUCCAGCCGACGCUGCGCUGCGCCAAACUCGAUCUCGCUGCGUGGGAUGGCGAACGGCGAGUCGUCUGGAGGUGGCGGCGCCACUCGGCCUCUAUCUUCCGCCCCCGCGGCGAUGUACAAACCAACAAACAAGCACUUCCAACACGUCAUCGAUGUCGCUCGCACAAGCAGCACGAGCUUAAUUGCUCUCACACCUACGAACGUCGGUCUCGAAAGGAAACUCUCGAGUGCGAAACCCGCGCCGGCAUCGUCGACACGAUCGCAGUCGCUGCCGACCACAGCGGCCGAGCGCAGCAGGUCGUCGCCCAUGAAUUCAUUCACGGCCGCCAUGGAGAUUGAAGACUGGUUCAUUGCCCCGACGUAUGUAUGCUCUAUCCACUCGACCAAGGACGGCCUCAUUGAGAGUUAUCGGCACGCCCUUGUUCCCAAAGACGAAAUGAUUCAGGUUGUGGUGAAGCAAAUCAAGCACCAGACCUACUCAUACGUCACGCCGCUCACGUUCGUGAUCAAGAUCCAUCACCUAUCGCACGAAUUCAAAAUCGACUACGGCGACUAUCGCAAGUUCAUCCGCACCAUGGUCGCCACUCCCAUGUUUGAAAGUCCGAUUCGCGCCCUGUACGUAUCCAAGCUGCUUGAAGAUUCGUUCGCGGGGGCAAUGCGGCGCGCGGUUGCGUCCAUUGAGUACUUGUCCAAGGAGCUCGCGAUCGCUCUCAACGACCUUGUUCAGAUUCCCCAUCUCGCCGCCCACCCGACAUUUCUCAAGCUUGCGCGCAUUGAUUCGUUCCGUGCCAUCUUUGAAGUUCUCGUCCAUGGGGCGUCCAACCACGGGGCAUGGCAGCUACCUCCCGCGCACCGCAAGGACGCCCCGACCCCCAUGCCCGUAGACGAUGACGAAGUCGACAACAGUUCAAAUUCGACCGAGCCCACGUCGCUCGACGGAUCGCAGGACUGCCUCUGUGCGCUCUUUGCGCACGGCACAGCCAUCUUCGCCAGUCACAUUGCUGGAGUCGCCACCCCGUCACCAUCGCUCGACGGCCCCAAUACCGGCGCAGCGCUUGUAGACUGCCAGUUGUCCGUCGAGAAGGUGCUAUGCAUGUACCUGAUGCAGUCGCGAUCGCUCCUUGUCUUCUACGCCGACACGCUGUACACUCUCGACAAGACUCACUUCAACGCGCAAAAGCAGUACCAAAAGUGCAUCGUGGCAGGCUUUGGGGCCAAAGCGUUGUUUCAAAUCUCGCGGAUAUCCAAGACCGAGUGGGCUCUCGUGGACGUGCGCUACCCCACCGUUGCCUUGCUGUCGCUCCAGCUUCAAAAACAAAGCGGUCGGAAGCCAUCGGUAGCCAUGUACCGCGUUCUGCCGCGCGGCCAACCGUCGGAAUGCAUUGGGAUGUUUUACAAACAUCGGCGGCGGUACGAGUUUCAGCUGCUCAGCGAACUCUUGACCCAGGGCAAGAUCACGACGUCGAUCUCGAUUGCGUCCGGACUUGUCAACCACAAGUACCGCCAUAACGUGCUGUGCAGCGUCGCCGGUGGACGCAGCGACGAAUUCGUCUCGGGCGGCGCAGGAGCAGCCACGGCACUGUCGCCGGCGCUGCUGAUGACGAGUGCCAUGAGUGUGCCACAGAUGAACUUGUCCAAGCAGCGGCUGCAUGUGAGCGAUGGCGCUGAUGUGCUCCUCCACAUUGGCUUGGCCGUGUCGUUUGACAUCCUCAUGAGUGCGCGGCCGCUUUUCCAACGGUCCGACUUUAUCUAUUAAGGCAACACAACCCCAUGCAGAAAUGUUCCGUGUGGACCACCCUCCCAAUGCAUUUGUCUAGUUGGCAACGAGCUUGUACAGGUCCGUGCGCUUUUGCAUCGCGGUGGGGAUGUUGCGACGCAUCUCGUCCACUUGUUCGAUAUCAAUGUCGGCGUAUACGAUCGCUUCUUCGUGUGACGUCGUGGCAACCACGUCGCCCCAAGGCGACACAACCGACGAAUGACCCCAUGCUUGGUACCCGCUUUCGGGGCCGCGAGCGGGAGACGUCGCCGCCACAAACAAUUGGCUGUCCACCUACAGCAAGUCAGAGGGCUUCAACGGUUGUAGCAAUCAUACCGCUCGCGCACGUUGGAGCAAUUCCCAGUGUGCGGGACCCGUCGUGAGGUUGAACGCGCCAGGAUACAUGAGAAAUUUGGCGCCCGCUUCCUUCAUGAGCAUCGACAAUUCAGGGAAUCGAAUGUCGUAGCAAAUGCCGACCCCAAACUUACACCAAGGGGUGUCAAACACAGUCACUUGGCUACCUCCAGUAAGCGUAUCGGAUUCCUUGAAUGUGAUCUUGCCGGGCACGUCGAUGUCGAACAAAUGCACCUUGCGGUGCUUCGUGAUCAACGAUCCAUCCGGGCCUGCGAUCACACAGGUGUUGUAGAUCUUUCCGUUGUCACGUUCAGGAAUGCUUCCCCCGACCAAGUAGAUGUUGAGCUUUUUCGCCAACGACAGGAUAAGGUGGGUCGACGGGUGAUCCGCUUCUGUCACUUGAGAACCAGCCGGAAUCUCCUCGGCAUAUUGGGGGAACGACGACGUUGCGUACGGCGAGUUCCAGCAUUCCGGAAGAGAUACCACUUGCGCGCCAUUGCGAGCAGCUUCUUCGACAGCAGCUUUCGCGCGUUGGAUGUUCACGGGCUUCUUGUCGCCGACGGCCAGUUGGCACAGCGCUACCUUGAACUUGCUUGACGUUCGGCUCAUCGA